AUGUCUGCUAUUGCCAGUUCUCCCCAGCGUGCUGCAGCUGCGGCUGCUGGUGCCGCGGCAACGCAACUGAUUGGCGAGCGACACAGGUUCAAAGUUCAGAAGGUCAUCUGCAUUCUGCACUACUUCUCCCGUGUGCUCGCUGAGGAAGGCACGCCCACGGGUGCAGUCACCUUUUCUCGCCGCUGUCUCCACCAUCCGCCGGACUUUGAAUCAAGUGCUGUCCUGAUUGGUUCCGUCCCGCUCGGCACUAGCUCCACGAGUCGUAUUGAGGAUGCCGGAAGCGACUGUUUGCAGGCGAGUAUAACUGAAAAUGGCUAG
This is a messenger RNA of Dibothriocephalus latus, 318 nucleotides long. The record is from the annotation of a GenBank genome assembly. Lineage: Eukaryota; Metazoa; Platyhelminthes; Cestoda; Diphyllobothriidea; Diphyllobothriidae.